Molecule: messenger RNA, 2125 nt
Organism: Spodoptera frugiperda (fall armyworm)
Lineage: Eukaryota; Metazoa; Arthropoda; Insecta; Lepidoptera; Noctuidae
Product: MTOR-associated protein MEAK7
Exons: 10
Coding region: 209-1600 (463 amino acids)
Source: RefSeq, a predicted model, not a curated record
UAGUUUAUUAAUUUGUAAUUUUGUCAAAAAAUAUUGAUUUAUUGCGUUGAAUAUUUUCAGCGGUAUGUUAUCAUUAAAACUUAGUUUAAUAAUGUGAUAGGUGCUCAAGAUUAUGUGUAAUAAAAAAGUUCUUGAUCGAUAAAGCGAGUCAAUAGUGUGCAGUGUAUUUGUAAAACAAGGUUUAGCAUUGUUUUUAUUCGUAAUAAGUAUGGGUAACACAAGUAAGAAGUUAGCAGCGAAAUGCACGCUUCUAACAAAAGAUGAACAGAAGUACCUUGCGGCUACGUUCAGGGCGGCCAGCAAGAACUCGGACAAGAUACGAGAGGAGGACCUCAUCGUGAGUGGCAAAUUAGACGCAGUGUUGCUAGAAAGGUUUUGGGGUCCCCAGAUAGACCCGCGGCUGGCGCAGUACCUCACCAACUUCCUGUUCGGGUACGGACCGAACAAGCUGCCGUCCUGCGACUUCAACAGAUUCGCUGAAUUAUACGUGUAUAAUGUUAGAGGUACGUCGGAGGAGCGUAUGAUGGUGGCAUACAACAGUCUUGGUAUGGACUUCAACGAUACUAUUGAGCUGCCCUACCAGCUACUUAGAGAGUAUUGCGAAAGCAUAGCGUCAACGUACAUAAAGGUAUUAAAGUCCGCGUCCUCAAGCCGGGCCAAGACGUGGAUCAACAAGGGGUUCCGGGGCCGCGCGUCGCACGUGCAGGCGCUGGGGGAGGCCAUCGCCGCUAGCGUCGAGGGGGACGCCGACGUCACGCUCAACGCUUGCACCUCCAACCAGCUUAAUAAAUGGCUACAGAUGAACACGUUACUGCGUCAGAUGACGGAGGCGGUGUUCGUGAACCUGUACGGCAUCAACAAGAAGACCGGCGACGAGAGCCCCGGGCCCGUCGCCAGGGCGGAGCCCUGUCUCAUGCCGCUGCCUAUAGGGUUGGACUCGAUGCCGGACUACCCGGCCUUCAUAGACCUGUCGCACAUCGUGUGGCUGAACAGCCACAUCCCGCAGAAGCACCAGGACAAGUGGCGGUUCCUGUUCUCCUCGCACAUACACGGCGAGUCGUUCUCCACCAUGACCGGCCGAAUCCAAGACCAGGGCGCCUCUCUCCUAAUUAUCGAGGAUAACUCGGGCUACAUCUUCGGAGGCUACGCCCCAGCGUCGUGGUCGCUGGGCCCCAACUUCGUGGGCACCGAGGAAUCGUUCCUGUUCACACUCGCGCCCAAGAUGCGCGUCUACCCGGCCACCACGUACAACAACCAUUAUCAGUACAUUAAUCACCAUACUAAGACACUGCCUAAUGGACUGUUAAUGGGUGGCCAAUUUCACUUCGGUGCUAUCUGGGUGAACGGCGACCCGUUCGGCGAGGGAUCGUCGGCCGAGUCCUGCAGUACGUACAAAGGGUACAAGCGGCUCAGCAAGGAGCCCAACUUCCGCAUCAAGAGCCUGGAGGUCUGGGGCGUCGGAGACAAGCCCAUGUCUUUGAAGGAAUCUGACGAAAGAGACCUAAGUGUCCUGGACGUGAACCCUGAAGCCAAGGCAAUCCUGGACAUGGCAGGCCGCACGAGACACAGCGAGGGCAUCCGCGAGCCCCCACCGUUAUAAUGUAAAUACCUAGACUAGACCUAACUCUAAGUGCCGCACUCAAACACAUUUAAUGAUUACUUAACACGUUCACUGCCACCAUUAUUUUUUGAAGUUCAUAGCGAUGUCAAAAUCUAAUGAUUAUAGCGAUGCCGUCCCAUAAUCAUUAGGUUAUUGCUAGCAGAUUAUGUAAUGAGAAUUCCAAAAGGCAAUUUUGGCUAAUUUUCGAAAUAUCACUAAAACAUUUAGGACACGCCUGGCGUGUUCGAUGCGUAGUUAUAGAAAUUAGCAAGAACACGCUUGGCGUGUCGGCGGCAUUGAACGUGUUAAGCCAGUCCUUAGUAAUGGUUUUCAGUACAAAAUCGUUACUAAGGAAUAGUUUAAGUAAUCAUUAAAUGUCUCUGAGUGUGGCAGUAACUAGCCAUAAUUAACUCCUAUAAAGUCUUAUUAUAUGAACCGUGGUUUAUGUCAGUUUUCGUAUAAAGUUUGCUGAUAUAAAGCAAUGUUUAUAGUUUCAUAUAAAAAGUUUUUUUUUUUGUUUUUGUU